This is a messenger RNA of Corylus avellana, 1504 nucleotides long. Its product is annotated as vignain. Gene Ontology annotation, molecular function: cysteine-type peptidase activity. Gene Ontology annotation, biological process: proteolysis. The record is from RefSeq and is a predicted model, not a curated record. NCBI's taxonomy places the organism in Eukaryota, Viridiplantae, Streptophyta, Magnoliopsida, Fagales, Betulaceae.
AUGUUGACUCAGGGAUUUAUAAUAUAUUUACUCUAAAUUAAAUGAAUCAGAUUAAAGUUAACCUAUGCAUUCUUAUAUUUAUGUCUCAAGACAAUUCAAAUCCUAAUAUAGAAACACAAAUUAUCAACCUUAAUGGAAUCACAGAUACAAAAUGAUGGGCUGCUGUGUGUUGGCUAGGCCGCGCUGCCUGCCUAAGCGAUUCUCUAAUGCAAUGAUUAGGGAAAUUUGGAUAAUUUGGUUUUUAUCAAAAGCAUGCCAUAUUUCCGUCGAUGUGUGGGUUUUGAUCUCAUUCAUAUCGAAAAGCAGUAAUUUGGGUGAACAGAUUUCAAUCCGUUUAGCAACCUUCUGAAAAAGUUUUCAGUUUUGAGCAAAAGACAGGGCAGUUUUGCGCAUUUUUAUCUCCUCACUUGCAAGAAAUCGUGUCUUGAGGCCUCUAACAACAUAGUCACACCUCACCUUCUACAAGCAAGUUAACCAAGAUAACGCAGUUCCAAAUAAAUACAAAUCCACCUCUAAAAAGAACCAUCUUUUCCCCAUAUUUUCUGGUUAAAGCUCUAAAGAGCAGGAACCUGACCGGUAUUUGCAUUUGUAUAUAAGGUCGUGGUUCCAUUGCUAGACCAUAUCAAACAGCUUCAUCCACAUCAUGGAUCUGGGGAAUUUUUUAUUGGUUGCUCUUUCAUUAGCUCUACUUUUGGGGAUUGCCAAGAGCUUUGACUUCCAGGAGGAGGACUUGGCUUCGGAAGAGAGACUCUGGGACUUGUAUGAGAGGUGGAGCAGCCACCACACCGUCUCUCGGGACCUGCAGGAGAAGCAUAAGCGUUUCAAUGUGUUCAAGGAGAAUGUGGGGCAUGUUCACAAGGUGAACAAUAUGAAUAAGCCGUACAAGCUGAAACUGAGUAAGUUUGCGGAUAUGACCAACCAUGAGUUUGCAAGCUCCUAUGCCGGCUCAAAGGUCGGCCACUACAGGAUGUUCCGAGGCCGCUGGAGAGGGACCGGCGGUUUCAUGCAUGAGAACACCGGCAAUCUUCCAUCCUCUGUUGAUUGGAGGAAACGAGGAGCAGUCACCGGUAUCAAGGACCAAGGCAAAUGUGGUAGCUGCUGGGCAUUUUCAAGUGUAGUUGCAGUGGAGGGCAUCAACAAGAUCAAAACAAAUGAGUUAGUGUCCCUUUCUGAGCAAGAGCUGGUUGAUUGUGAUGCUGAAAACCAAGGCUGUAAUGGAGGAUUGAUGGAAAAUGCAUUUGAAUUCAUUAAGCAAAAUGGUGGAUUGACAGCAGAGAAGAAUUACCCCUACCAAGCCCUAGAUGGGUCAUGUGACUCAUCCAAGAUGAAUUCUCCUAUGGUGCAAAUUGAUGGAUAUCAAAGUGUGCCGGAAAAUGAUGAAAAUGCCUUGAUGAAAGCUGUUGCAAGCCAACCUGUAUCAGUUGCAAUUGAUGCUGGUGGCAAGGAUUUGCAAUUCUACUCAGAGGCAAGUCUAUUACAAUAUUAAUUAAAUUAUUGAAUGCAC